Parastagonospora nodorum SN15 is the source of this 369-nucleotide messenger RNA. RefSeq lists its product as hypothetical. Lineage: Eukaryota; Fungi; Ascomycota; Dothideomycetes; Pleosporales; Phaeosphaeriaceae. The transcript is spliced from 3 exons. Bases 1 to 369 code for a protein of 122 amino acids. The record is from RefSeq and is a predicted model, not a curated record.
AUGCACUUUCGGCCACUCCUGAUAAUUGGUGCUAUAUCCUAUCGCUGCACUGCAGGUCCUGUAGAGGAGACAUCCUUGAUGGAUCUGAACGGCCAUGUCACCCCACCCAUGAAUAUAACCAGCAUUCAAAACAUCACCACUGCAGGCGAUAUCGGUCGCUGUAGCCUCAACAGCUUAUAUUGCUUCAAGCAGAUUGUCAAGGAUUUCGGCUACCCAAUUGACCAGCUCAUUUAUCAAUACUGCCGCGAUGUCGGGGAUAAGGAUCCAGAUUGUAGGACCUGCGCAACGACGGGGUGCUGUUCCAGUGUGCGGACGACAAGGGCUGGUAUUCGUACACCGGCUCGUGCCUUCAUAAUCGUUGUGCAGUAG